Carica papaya (papaya) is the source of this 856-nucleotide messenger RNA. RefSeq lists its product as uncharacterized. NCBI's taxonomy places the organism in Eukaryota, Viridiplantae, Streptophyta, Magnoliopsida, Brassicales, Caricaceae. The record is from RefSeq and is a predicted model, not a curated record.
CAACUGUGCUAAAAACCAUAUUGAUGAGAAUAAACUUUCUCAUCUCCCAAACAGACAAAUCACAGGCCUUCUUCAGUCUGCUUUGCAAUCAAUGCACGCACCCAACUGUCUCCAUUGCAACCCCACCUUCUCAUCUUUUUCUUCAUAUUCAUGUGAGCUUCAGAAAUCAACAACUCAUACCAAUAACAACCAGAACACCCAUUUCUCUCUCAAAAAAUCCUCAACCCAUCUCAAUUCUCUUCAUAAAAACAGAAACCCAGAGAAAAGAAAGGAGGAAAACCCAUCUUUUUUUUUUUGAUAUGGAAAUGACCUGUUCAACCAAGUUUGGAUACCAGCGACUGAUACCAGAAGCUGGGUGUGAUUAUGAGCAUGAUGAUUGUGAAGAAGAAAUAAGCGAAGCGAGGAGACAAGUGGGUAUUGGAAAGGGAACAAGAUCAAGCUGGUUCAGGUCCAAGAAGAUGCCAUCCGUGAGAAGGGUUAGGGUUAGAGUUAGGGUUAGGGUUCCAAGUUUGGGCAGGUUCUUGAGGAGGAAAAGUAGGGUUAUGGCGUCCUCUGUUAGGAUUUCAAUCGGGAAAGUGGUGAAGAGGUUGAAGGAAAGUCAAUCUCAUUUUGGGGAUCUAUUUGCUGGGAAUUAUCUUUUCUUGCAGGUCAAUCCAACUUCACUUAAAUAUUGCAUUGAGAAAUCUUGGAAUCAUCAUAAUUUGGGCUCUAAGUACUCUGUUUCUAGGGUUGCUUCUUGAGCAUUUUUAAUGUAUUGUAUUUCUAAGAUUUUCUUUUUGGGUUUUGUUUCUUCUCCAAAGUUCAUAGUGCUUCAAUGCCAGGGUAUAAACUUGGCCUUUCUUCUUUGUAAUAUCAA